AAAUGUCUCUUACUAAAAAGUAACUUCUAUUUUCAGACAUACUCCUGUAUAUGCCAUUUCUCAAAAAUAAUCAGUUCAAAAUGAUCCUUAUGACAAAGAGGCAUAGUUUGGGUGGCAUAUUCAGCUACCCUUAACUGUGAAAGAUACAUGGAAAAUACCUUGAUUCAAAUGAAGUUUAUCUUGAUCUAUUAAAGUCAGUUAGUAUUAGAAAACAGCCCAAAUAGCUUUGUAUUUUUAUAAAAUAAUAUACUGUAGGUUUAUAGAAAAAUAAAUACCUUUGGCUAUCAAUUUCAGAAACUAUAGAGAGCCUGACCAACUUUUCAGGUAUCCAUCCAUUGCUACCUUUUAUCAUGACUAGUGGCUAUGCAAAUAUCCAUGAAAUCAGAUAAAGAGGGAGGCUACUGGUUGAUGGAAAUUUUACUGACUUUUAAAGUAGAGAAGGUAGGGUCUGUAAAAUGUAUUCCAGUGAACUAACGUUGGGGAAAUAUGAGGAAGAAAAAAAAACAAUGUUAUUGUUCACUAAGCAUAAAGCCAGAUUAUGCUCAUCACUGGCAAUCUUCUAAAGAAAUGGCAAAGACAGAAAGAAAUCUCACUUUUUUAGAGCUAAGUGGAUACAACCCUUUACAUCAGGUAGGAUUUGCAAUGUGGACUCAGAUACCAGCUGAAGUUAAAUUUCCCUUUCAAGAAACUGGCAAAUAGAGUGCUGUUUUCCUUGAUGAUGACACUUCAAAAUAAAGGACUCAAAGAUCCUUGAGGAAAGUUCCUGAGUUAAGAGGCUGGCCAAAGACUUAUUUAGCAGUCAAAAGGAUUUACCUACAUUUGGAAAGGACAGAGAAAGAAAUUCUGAAAGAGAAAAAAGAAAAUAGAGGGACCUUCAGGGAGAAGUCAGUCUCUUAUUUUCUAUUUGUAUUUGCCCUUAAACUAAUCUAUGCUACCCCCCUCUAUAAAAUAUACUGAAUUCGCCUCCCACUGUCUGAAUCAGUUUUGUUUCUUCAAGUGUUUGGUAAGUUUUCUUCUAUUGCAACAUAAAUGCAGAAAAAAUUCUCAAUAUUUUAAUGACAUUUAAAAAUUAUUUUUAUAUAUUUUAUGAAAUUUAAAUGGGAUACUUUGGAAAUACUGUAAUGUAACAUUGCUAAAAGUAACUCAUUGAAAUAAACGAUAGCAAGAAAAUAAUUGGAUAACAAGGGGAUUACAAGCUAAUGCUGAAGAGUGAUUAAAUUUUCUCAGAAUUUAAGCAACAGUAAAAUUGUCUAUAUAUAUACUUUAACUAAGUAUAUAAUAUUAAGUAUAUUCUUUUAAUAAAGAUUUUCUUAGACCAAAGUAUACUUUCUUUUCCCUGCAUUUGAAUUUUCUACUUGUUCAUUAAUGACAAAUUAAUUGCUCUUGUAAUCAAUGCAAGUUUAAAAAAAUGUCUUUAAUUAUAUUUUAUCUAGAAAAAAACGCUACUGAGAUUAAACACUUAAAGACCUAGGUUGAUGGAGAGAUUCAGUAUUUUUCAGGUUAGGAGGACACAAUAUUUCAAAGCUAACAAAUUUACCAUAAUGAAUGUAUAGCCAAAUACUAAGAUAUUUUUCAAUGUUACAAGUAACUAUAAUACUUCAGCAGUACAGACUGAUCAGCAGAACAGUGAAAAUUCAAGAAAUAAGUGAACUAUUCAAUAUAUGAACAAUUAAUUUCCUCAAAUCAGUGGAGAAAAAUAUAUAAUACGUUGUACUGAUUAGUCAGCCUGUUAACAUUUUUAAAAAGUUAAUUCUCUAUACAAGAAACCAAGUCUGGGUUAUUAUAGUUAAAAAUUUUUUUAAUCGGUUCUACUCAUUAUAAGUUAUAAUAGGAAUUGCUGUUGAAAAUGAAAACUGGUACCCCUUUGGUGGUAGAAGAGAAUUUAGCCAUACACCUGGAAGAUCUUAAAAUUCUCUAUUUUAUUAGCACAUCUUGUUCUACUUCUAGGAAGUUAGUGUUUGGAGCAUAUUCUCCCCUCCCCCCCAUAACAGAGAGAAAACCUUUACAAAAUGGUAUAGUCUGUGCAAAUACCGUUAGAAAAAGAAAAUGUAUGCAUAUACGUGCAGAUAAAAACAGCAUAUUUUAUUCUCUGCGCUUUUUAAAAUGUAUCUACAGUGUUAAAGUUGCCUUGUUUCAUGAGGAUGGGAUGGGAAACACAUAAAAAGAGGAGAAAAAAAUAGCCUUAGGUCUUGAGGCUAGAAAGCGCUCGGAGAACAAAAGGGAGCCCCCACGGCAGCGGGCGGUGCCUCUCCAGAUCCCCUCCUCCAACCCAGAGGCACGUCCCGCCACAGCUCUGCCGGUUUUCACUCUGGUCCGCAGAGGUUGCCUAUAAAAAGGAGCUGCGCGCCCUGGCUGCACUCUUCCGCUGUCCGGCUUCUCGGGGAUGUCUGGCCGCGGCAAGGGCGGGAAGGGCCUGGGCAAGGGCGGCGCCAAGCGCCACCGCAAGGUGCUGCGCGACAACAUCCAGGGCAUCACCAAGCCCGCCAUCCGGCGGCUGGCCCGGCGCGGCGGCGUCAAGCGCAUCUCCGGCCUCAUCUACGAGGAGACCCGCGGGGUGCUCAAGGUGUUCCUGGAGAACGUGAUCCGGGACGCCGUCACCUACACGGAGCACGCCAAGCGCAAGACGGUCACGGCCAUGGACGUGGUCUACGCGCUCAAGCGCCAGGGCCGCACCCUCUACGGCUUCGGGGGCUGAGCGCACCGAAUCCCCCGUAUUUCCAAACACAAAAAGGCCCUUUUUAGGGCCCCCAAGUUUUCCCUGAAAGAGCUUUAGUGCUUGUCUACCAACAGCUCUGGGUAGAGCCGUUGCGUAAGUUUUUGGUUAUGCUUACGAGGUUGGUUCUGCGUGGGGCGUUGAAGACGCGGAGAGAAUGGUACUGAGUGGCCGGGGGCCAGGGCCUCUGCUUACCAACCGCUUUUCGCAGCGGGGUGGGAACCGCAUGGGAUCUGGAGACCUUAGAUUUGAAGGACCAGGCCUCUAACACUAACCUGGGUUCCUUCGAAUAUGUUCCUUAAUGUCAGGGCGAAGGGUGUAAACAAAAGGAAUAGGAACCUUGAAAAAUAGUGUUUGGUUAAGAGGAGUGGCAGAGAGCUCUAGUUAGUACUUUAUCUUCUCUACAGUGUAGAACACAGACAAAAUACGCAUUUAACUGCUGGAAUUUAAAUUGCUGUUAUUUCCCCCAUUACAAAUAGCACUGCUAUGGGCAUUGUACUCAGCUGUAUGCUUUUCUCUGGUUGCAGAUCUAGGAGUGGAAUUGCUUGAUAAUGGGGUCUGUGCAUAUUCAACAUGAAAUGAGCAACUUGCUUUCCAAGGUUGUAUUUUUAGUUUACACCCCCAUAAUCCACAAGUACUCAGAGUUCCUCUUCAACAUUUCACUAAUGGCAGACUAAAAAUUUUUGGUCAGCAUUUGCUAAACUAAAUCUCAUGUAUUUAAAUUGCAUCUCUGAUUAUGUUGCCUAGUUUUACAUGUUUGGCUACUUCGGAGUCACGUCAUAAUGUUGGGUUCAUAUUUUUAGUAGUUCCUUCAAAUGCUGCCUGUUCAUAUAGUAAUUAUUUCCCCUCUCCCUUAAUUCCCCAAAGAACUGCAGGCAUAAGUAGACAAAAUUUAGGCUGCUUAUCUCAUGAUUUGGCUUGGACAGUCAGUCUUUUCUGAAAUCACUGAUAACAGACUGAUUUUCCUAUUCUCUUAAUAGACAAUGAUUAACCGAAAGCCUAAAAUUUGCAAGGCACUAUAAAAGACAAAGGUAGAGUGAAGAGAAGAAACCAUGCCAUGCCUGGAACAGUUUAUUCAAAUUUGUGCUAAAUGCUUUCCUUGGACUCUCUCAUGUAAUAAUCUUCUGAGGUAGGUUUUAUUAUUCUCAUUUUAAAUUGGCAAAAGGUACUGACGGCCAAAUCAAAUGACCAAGUCACAGAUGUUCUAUUUUAUAACCCAGCCUCGUAAUAUUUUUAACCACUCUCUGGGCAGCUGGAGAAGCCCUCACGAAGAGUGGGUUGCAGUCUUGGUCCUCCCUAGAGUGCAGAACUGAGGGAAGAGGUGCCUCUGAGCAUCCCAAUCUGACCAAUUAUUCCAAUGUCUUCUACAGUAGGUCUGAUUGUGGGCCUGAGAAAGUCACUUUUCUCUAUUCAGAUUUCAUAGUCUCUCUGGAGAGCACAGAAUUUAGCAGCUGAAAUCACAAAGUUCAGAUCAAUCUUGUACAGAUAGGCUAACAGUUGCAGAGACUUUAAUUUGCUCAAAGCUGCUAGUUACGUGCCCGUUCCCCCGUUAUACCACCUACUGCUUACUCUCCAGCCCUACGCAUGACGGUACUAACGUACCUUGUGAGUCGUACCAUUCCACUGUCUUACUCGGGAGGUUUAUCUUUGCCUUGAAGACCAUUGCUCUGCCAAUGUCAUGCCCCUUCCGCCAUGCCUUACGGCCCAUAACAUCAGACAACCGCUGGGCGAAAAGGCUGACUUCGGGAGAUCACUGGGGGCUAAAUUUACUAAUGUACAAAUGCAGAUUAGAACUGCAACGGAGCAAGGCCACAGGACCCAUGCUGUUAGGAUUUAAACAGGAAGCCACACUCGCACACAACCAAAGAAUCCGCUUUCGCGCCAAAGGCAGGAAUCAUUUUGUACUCACACACAACACACACUUGUGUUAACAUCCGUUAAGGGCCCCGUUUACUGCAGAAAUACAGCAGACACCGCAGUGCGUCGGGGUCCUUCUGGCCACAGCACGCAUUAGUCGGAGGAAUGGAAUCCGCAUAACCGCCCCAGGGUAACUGCCCGAACCGAUCGCGCAUUUGCAGCUCUAUUACCGACACCUUAGUGGCUCUGAAAAGAGCCUUUGGGUUAAGUUUAAGCAC
Molecule: messenger RNA, 4848 nt
Organism: Zalophus californianus (California sea lion)
Lineage: Eukaryota; Metazoa; Chordata; Mammalia; Carnivora; Otariidae
Product: histone H4
Exons: 1
Coding region: 2384-2695 (103 amino acids)
Biological process (GO): nucleosome assembly
Cellular component (GO): nucleosome
Molecular function (GO): DNA binding; structural constituent of chromatin; protein heterodimerization activity
Source: RefSeq, a predicted model, not a curated record